GUUAUCAAGGAAGUAAUACUCUGAUAUUUCCCUGUCUGAAAGCGGCUUAUGGCGUGUUGAAUUCCCUCGAACUUUACAAAAAAGGAUACGUAGUCGCCAUUGAGUGGAAUAUGUAGUCAGUGUUUCUAGACAAAGGAAACAUGAAAACUUUUUCAUGGCUUCAUGGCAUAGUGAAAACGAUAUUGUUACCGUUUUCCUCUGGAACUUCUCCUACAGCUCAACCAGGUGAAAGUAACAUGAACGAGGAAAUAUCGCCUACACUAACAUUUGCGCACUUGGUUUCUUGUUUCUGUAUAGUCCUUGGAAUCUAUUCCGGAAAACAAACGACUGAUGAUACUGCGCGUGCAAUUGUCUGGGGGUUAGUAAUGGGACUCGUCAGCUGUGGAGUUAUAGCCUUGGUCGUGCUCAUAUUCUCCAAUUCAGUCAUCAUACCUCAGUCUGAAAAUACAGAGACAAAAGAUUAUUCCAUGAACUUAAGGAUUAUUUUCCUUUGGUUAUUUGGCCUUGCAGUCAUAUUGCAAAGCGCUGUAAAUUUUGCUAUAGAUCUGGAGUGUGUCCAAAAAUUUCCUGAAGAAAAUAUUAUUUACAUUGGAUUUCUUAGUUCAUCUGUACUUGUCUUAUUCAUCAUAUUGCAAAUGGGAGCCAUAACAUACUUCAGAAAUCAUUAUUUUAACAAAUCUGUACAGAUAAAUUUUGCGGUCGUGUUUAUCUCUUUGGCUAAUUUUGGAUUGUGGUUCAACUCUGUUGUUAGUAACUUAAACGAUACGUAUACUACGAAUCCAAACAUAUCCCAUAUGAUUAUUUUCAAAAAUGCGACCAGCUGUUACUUUGAUUCGAAAAUCCAACACGCUCUUAAUAGCAAGCUAACUCCUUUUUUACUACCUACCCGUAUGGAAUUUUUCAUUUUAGCAUCCAGUUUCUUUAUAUCAUUUUGGCAUUCCUCAUCAAAGCAACAAAACUGUCAUUCACGUGUUAUCAGCGAAGAACUAAUACACGGCGUUUGUGAUGAAACUACCGCCCUUUUGCCCAGGAGCACUGAAAAUCGCGCUAGCCACGUUUUCGCCAUCAUGAUUUCAAUAUUCCUCAGUCUGCCUACCUUUUUGACAUGGCUGCUACUGUCCUUCGUUUAUAAAGACGACAGUGACCAUCUAAACACUGCCUACGAAAUAUGUCAUUGCUUUAAUUCCCUUGCCAUAAUCGUCAUAGUUUACAUUACUUUUGACAACCUGUCCAGAAGAUACAUUAUUAGAGAGAACCAUCGCCCUCUUACGACUAGUGAAACUAUUCUGGUGUUUAGUUCGGCUGGGGUGGUGGCCUACAGCACAUAUGGACUGCUCUUUGCUCUCCAGUCCCAAGUAAGUGAACACAUGGCAGCUUUAUUCCGAAACAUAUUUUGGAUUUUGGAAACAUUUUUACAAACAUCUCUUUUGAUACAGUGUCAGCGGUACGUACUGUCAGAGAAAAGAUCCAAACUCCUCUCCUCGUUUGCCCUGGUUAUAACUAUUACAAAUUUAAUCAAUUGGUUUCUGUACUCUGUUUAUCAAAAUGGGCCGACAGAAGGAAGAGAGCUAAUCGUCGGAAACAAACGUAACUGGGCGUACGUUAAAACAAUACUGGUACCGUUGUUAAUCUUUUACAGGUUUACCUCUGCUAUGAAUUCAUAUUCCCUCUACAAUCAAAUUAAACCAUGAUAGUAUCAUCUUAAGCAAAUGGUGGAUAUAAUUAUGAGCAAAGUUUACAUAAAAUGGUUUAUUGAAAAAACAAAUUCAAAUUAAAAUGAAAUAUGUCUGUACCUAUGUUGACUUCUGGUUCAUAUUGUGCAUGUUUAUGAAAAAGUAUUAAUGAGUUGUUUAUUAUUCGCGAUGCAUGUAUAUGAAUGUAUGAAAAUAUAGUAAGUAAACUUUGUAAUACAAAGAUAAAUUAGUUAAUGAGGGUAUUUAGCAAAUGUACACAGCAUGGAUGGCAUUCAAUGUAGUUCUUAAAACUGAAGUAAUUUUAUACACAAACUAGCAAUAAUGAUUGUACUCAUAUAGAAUGUCAGAAUAACUGUUGCAGUAGUAAAAAAGGAGUUGAAGUAUUGUAACUUGAUUAUUUAUAUAGUUCUACAAUCAUGAUGACAGAAAAAAGUAUAAACUGAAGUAUCAAAAAAUAGAAAAAGCUAAUAUAAGUUUUAGAAAGACUUUAAUUGUAGUUGUGCACAGCUAGUUUAAAAACAUGUAAGCCUUGUUAUUAUCUUUAGUUAUUCUAGUAUUUUUGACAGAAAAAUAAUGAUUAAAAUAAGUAGAUAUUGUUGUUGUGGAUAUAACUUUAGUUGUUGUGAAUGUUUAGUUGUAAUGAUUUAAGUUAUCGUUGUGCACUUUAUUGUUGUCCUACUAAUGGUAAAAUGAAAAUACGAAAUAGAAGUCGUAACAGUAGUUUAAGUUGUUGUUAUACUUUAAGAAGUUGUUAUUAUUUUUAGAGUUUAAGAGAUAUCACUGUAGAUGUCGUUACUAAGUGUACUUUUUGUACCUUUAAUUCUAAAAUUGAAAGCAGGAAAAUUAUAAAUACGAGCUGUUGUAAUUGUCAAUAUUAGAUUCAACAGCUGUUGUUCAAGUAAUGGUGAUUGUGAAAGAUAUAAAUAGCAGCAGCUAAAAAAGAUGUUCAAGAAAUACAUUUUAGUUGUAAAAGCAGUAGUAAAAAAGAGUUUUGUGGUAGUUUAAAAAUUAGAAGGAGCUGUAGCAGUAAAAGUAGCAGUAGCAGUAGUA
This is a messenger RNA of Magallana angulata, 2744 nucleotides long. RefSeq lists its product as uncharacterized. Gene Ontology annotation, molecular function: proton channel activity. Gene Ontology annotation, biological process: proton transmembrane transport. The transcript has 2 exons. Gene Ontology annotation, cellular component: membrane. Bases 141 to 1691 code for a protein of 516 amino acids. The record is from RefSeq and is a predicted model, not a curated record. Lineage: Eukaryota; Metazoa; Mollusca; Bivalvia; Ostreida; Ostreidae.